Messenger RNA from Botrytis byssoidea, 2337 nucleotides. RefSeq lists its product as uncharacterized. NCBI's taxonomy places the organism in Eukaryota, Fungi, Ascomycota, Leotiomycetes, Helotiales, Sclerotiniaceae. Gene Ontology annotation, molecular function: GTPase activity; GTP binding. Gene Ontology annotation, biological process: translation. The record is from RefSeq and is a predicted model, not a curated record. The coding region runs from base 1 to 2337 and encodes 778 amino acids. The transcript has 5 exons.
AUGUCUCGCCACAAGUUUGUCAAAGCAAUGGCUCUCGAUUACGAUGACGCAGAUGACAUUUACGAAGAAGAUUAUGAGGAGGAGGAAGCUGGUCAAGAACUGAGUGAAGAAGAUCAAGAGCAGAUGCGAGAAGGAACGAUCAAAGUACGCGAAAUCUUACCAGCCGAUUCGACCAAUUUCACGGAUAAGCAAAUACAAGAAGCCUUGUGGCAUUAUUAUUACGAUAUAGAAAAGUCAGUCACAUACCUGCUCGGAACUUUAACGCCUAAAGUUCCUAAGAAAGCUGCUGGAAAGAAAGGUUCUGAUGUCUACAAUGGAGAUUAUCCUUCCUCAAUACACACUACAACCUCGUCUGCCAAAAACUUCUUUGCUGAUACGCCAUGGUUCAAAAUACCUUCUGAACGUCUUGCAAAAUUCACACCUCCGCCACAACUCCCAGGCGGGCUUUUGGGAGGUUCUUCUGGAGGUGUUCCAAAGAUAUCAAAGUUACAGGCUUUAGCAGCGGCACGGAAAAAGAAGGCACAAGAGCAGCAGAGUUCGUCCUUGGAGGUUGAAAAGCCUAUGGCAAAUCUUUCUCUAGACCAAACUGGGGGUAAAAGCUCAACGGAACCGCACGAUGAGAAGUCUAUAGCAAGUAGCAGCGAUUCUUUAUCCAAAGAUGCGAAACAUGGAGGAUUUCCAUUGAGGAAACGCAAAGAUUCCAACCCGCACGAAAAGGUCCUUAAGCCGCAACCAACAUCCAGGGGCUAUAAGACAGAGAUUGAGCCCGCAGUUGAAGAAUCUUCUCCUGUCUACCAGGCUAGCCCAUCUGCUUUCGCUAGCACCAUGUUUCAAACUGCAAGCGCAAGUCCGAGACGCCCUUCGGAGAAUAAUUUUACCAUGCCGUACACCUCAGAAGUCCUGAUUAUGCCAGCUAACCCCUUUUCAGGACCUAGUCCAGACGACGUUGUCAUAGCAGCGCAGUCGAAAGCCGCUGGUAAAGGAAAAAAGGGACCGGCAAAGGGUCCAGCAAAAGUAGAGGGCCCAACUGAUGUUGAAACACAUAAGAUAAAGAGCAAAGAUUUAGAUGUUUUAGCAGAAUUCGAGAAAGCCAAAAGUAAAAAUGCUGCGAACUUUGUAGUUAUAGGUCAUGUUGACGCUGGAAAAAGUACUUUGAUGGGUCGUCUGCUUUACGACCUAAAAGUUGUAGAUCAAAGAACAGUAGACCGUUAUCGUAAGGAGGCAGAAGCAAUGGGUAAAUCCUCAUUCGCUCUUGCCUGGGUUCUGGACCAAGGAACGGAAGAGCGUAACAGGGGAGUAACGAUCGAUAUUGCGAUGAACAAAUUCGAAACUGAAAAGACGACAUUCACAAUUCUUGAUGCUCCGGGUCAUCGCGAUUUCAUUCCGAAUAUGAUUGCUGGAGCAAGUCAAGCGGACUUCGCUGUGUUAGUAAUUGACGCCAGUGUUGGAUCUUUUGAAUCGGGAUUGAAGGGACAAACGAAAGAGCAUGCAUUAUUGGCUCGAAGUAUGGGUGUUCAACGAAUUAUUAUAGCAGUCAACAAAUUAGAUACCGUCAGUUGGUCGCAAGAUCGUUUCGAUGAAAUCUCACAACAAGUUUCUGCUUUCCUUACAGCAGCUGGAUUCCAAGAACAGAACAUCAAAUUCAUACCAUGUUCUGGCCUUCGUGGUGAUAAUAUCGCCAGAAAAUCAACAGAACAAGCAGCGGCAUGGUAUACAGGACCAACUCUUGUGGAGGAACUCGAUCAUUCUGAACCAGUAGCCAGAGCUCUGACCAAACCCCUUCGCUUAACCAUCGGCGAUAUCUUCCGCGGCGGCGUACAAAAUCCAUUGAGUAUAUCCGGACGCAUCGAAGCCGGCUCCCUUCAAGUGGGCGAUCAACUGUUAGCACAACCUAGCAACGAAAAAUGUUUCAUCAAAGGCCUCGAAAUGGAUAACGAAACGGUUGAUUGGGCAGUCGCAGGCCAAAUCAUCACAAUCCAUCUUAGCGAUAUCGAUCAAGCUCAUCUCAAAAUCGGCGAUGUACUUUGCACACCUAGUCAACCGAUUAGUGUUAUCAAAACCUUCACAGCCAAGGUUCUGGCCUUUGAAUUCUUGACCCCAAUGCAAGUCGAUGUUCAUAGAGGUCGUAUGCAUACUGCGGGUAGGAUUAAGGAGUUGGUGGCGGUGUUGGAUAAGGGAACGGGGAAGACGUUGGGGAAGAAGAAACCCAGGAUUGUUAAGCCGGCGCAGGUGGCGAGGGUGCUGGUCGAGUUGGAGGUUCCGGUGCCGUUGGAGGCGCCCGGGAGAGUUAUCUUGAGGUGUGAUGGGGUGACGGUUGCGGCGGGGUUGUUGGAGUAG